Messenger RNA from Haliotis rubra (blacklip abalone), 556 nucleotides. RefSeq lists its product as uncharacterized. Bases 83 to 556 code for a protein of 157 amino acids. The record is from RefSeq and is a predicted model, not a curated record. The transcript is spliced from 4 exons. Lineage: Eukaryota; Metazoa; Mollusca; Gastropoda; Lepetellida; Haliotidae.
AGCUGUCAACGACGCAGACAAUGGUGCCGAGGUACCGGAAACAGCAACAAAUGCAACAAACCAUAAUGUACCCCUAAACAACAUGGGACAUUUAACAAAUGUGUACGCGCUGGUACACAGAACCAUGGAGGGUGAGCCAGAGCAUUCUGCUGUGGAGACCGACGAUGAGGCAACAACACAGCAGUCGGUUGGAGACGGUGUUGUCAACGUUGGUGAUCCAUACGCCGUACCACACAAGGCACCUCAACGCCAACCUGCUGUAGGUGGUGUUGUAAACGCCGAUGAUCUAUACGCCGUACCAGACAAGACUCCUAAACAUCAUCCUGCUGUAGACGGUGUUGUAAACGUUGCCGAUCUGUAUGCUGUACCAAACAAGUCCGGAAACACGGAGGAAAUAUGCAAAUUAUGUUUGACGUAUGGAGUAUGGGCUGUGAGGAAAAUGCCUCUGAUCAACAGGAAGAAGAUGCGUGACCCAGCUGCCUACUGCAACUUGGAUGUCAUCAGAAGCCUUAUCCUGAGUUUUGAUGGCAACGUGGAACAUGUUUCAGUCCCAUAG